UUCAAAGGCACGAAUAUUGUAGCUGCAUGUAAUAAUUAUAGGCUACAUACAAAAAGUCCACAUUACUGUAGUGUAUAGUUAAUCAUGGACCCUAAUGGACCACUGUCCAGUAACGUUUGUCAGACACAUAUGACAUGGAUUAAUGGAUUUACUGAAAUGUCGCCCAUCUGUUUACCCAGUAAACGUAAACGAAAUGAUGGGAAUAAUUUUAAUGGUAACGAAGAGGUUGGUCCUAGAGUGUUUCCCUCCAAAGAGAGCUUGAAGAAACGUGGUUUUGUCUCGAUUGAUGGCCAGAGAGGUGUGUACUACUCUGAGAGCUGGGAGCCCAAUGGAAGCACUUUAUACCUGCCUGUAAAUGGCACUUUGUUAGCAAACAUUGAAAAAUAUGAUCAGAUCAGCUUUGAGCAGGGAUGCUUCUGCAUUGGCAAUGCAGCUGGUGGAUUUCAACAGAAAGUCCAAGGUCAAGCGAUUCAUUGCUGGCGAUAUAGUGAACGUGAGCGAAAGCUUUUCAUUGCACUGUCUUAUUUGUUUACAAACUUGCAAGUGUUCCAGGAAGUUGUCAGCACUCUUGAUUGUCUCUGAGGAUUCUGGGUAGACAGAGUUGGCCAGUAUCAUCUAAACUAAAAAAGUACAGACCAAUCCUGUUAUUUAGCACAACCUAGACAUUUCUCUUCCUUGUUACAAUGUAUUUCUUAACAUUAUUUUACAUAUUGUGAUAUCAACUGACAUAUGUGCCUUUAUGACAGUAUAUUUCUGU
This is a messenger RNA of Rhinichthys klamathensis goyatoka, 757 nucleotides long. RefSeq lists its product as uncharacterized. Bases 85 to 582 code for a protein of 165 amino acids. The record is from RefSeq and is a predicted model, not a curated record. The transcript is spliced from 4 exons. Lineage: Eukaryota; Metazoa; Chordata; Actinopteri; Cypriniformes; Leuciscidae.